Molecule: messenger RNA, 7797 nt
Organism: Condylura cristata (star-nosed mole)
Lineage: Eukaryota; Metazoa; Chordata; Mammalia; Eulipotyphla; Talpidae
Gene: KIF16B
Product: kinesin family member 16B
Exons: 27
Coding region: 90-4076 (1328 amino acids)
Biological process (GO): microtubule-based movement
Molecular function (GO): microtubule binding; phosphatidylinositol binding; microtubule motor activity
Source: RefSeq, a predicted model, not a curated record
CGGGGGCCGCGGCCCGACAAUCCAGAGUCUUUGGGGCCUGUGGGGCGCUGGGCAGCCGGGAGUCUGCGCCGGCCGGGCCGGGAUGAGCAAUGGCAUCAGUCAAGGUGGCCGUGAGGGUCCGGCCCAUGAAUCGCAGGGAAAAGGACUUGGAAGCCAAAUUCAUUAUUCAAAUGGAGAAAAGCAAAACAACAAUCACAAACUUAAAGAUACCAGAAGGAGGAACUGGGGACUCAGGAAGAGAACGAACCAAGACCUUCACCUAUGAUUUUUCUUUUUAUUCUGCUGAUGCAAAAAGUCCAGAUUAUGUUUCGCAAGAAAUGGUUUUCAAAACCCUCGGCACAGAUGUUGUGAAAUCUGCAUUUGAAGGUUAUAAUGCUUGUGUCUUUGCAUAUGGGCAAACUGGAUCGGGAAAGUCAUACACUAUGAUGGGAAAUUCUGGUGAUUCAGGCUUAAUACCUCGGAUCUGUGAAGGACUCUUCAGUCAGAUUAAUGAAACCACUAAAUGGGAUGAAGCAUCUUUUCGAACUGAAGUCAGCUAUUUAGAAAUUUAUAAUGAACGAGUGAGAGAUCUACUUAGACGGAAGUCAUCAAAAACCUUCAAUUUAAGAGUACGUGAGCAUCCAAAAGAAGGACCUUACGUUGAGGAUUUAUCAAAACAUUUAGUACAGAAUUAUGGUGAUGUAGAAGAACUUAUGGAUGCAGGAAAUAUCAAUCGUACCACAGCAGCAACUGGGAUGAACGAUGUCAGUAGCAGGUCUCAUGCCAUCUUCACCAUCAAGUUCACUCAGGCAAAAUUUGAUUCUGAAAUGCCCUGUGAAACUGUGAGUAAGAUCCACUUAGUCGAUCUUGCUGGAAGUGAGCGUGCAGAUGCCACUGGUGCCACUGGGGUCAGACUCAAGGAAGGGGGGAAUAUUAACAAAUCCCUCGUGACUCUGGGAAAUGUCAUUUCUGCCUUAGCUGAUUUAUCUCAGGAUGCAGCAAACCCUCUUGUAAAGAAGAAGCAAGUUUUUGUGCCUUACAGGGAUUCUGUUUUGACUUGGUUGUUAAAAGAUAGCCUUGGAGGAAACUCUAAAACUAUCAUGAUUGCCACCAUUUCCCCUGCUGAUGUCAAUUACGGAGAAACCCUAAGUACGCUUCGCUAUGCAAAUAGAGCCAAAAACAUCAUCAACAAGCCUACCAUUAAUGAGGAUGCCAACGUCAAACUCAUCCGUGAGCUGCGAGCAGAAAUAGCCAGACUGAAAACACUGCUUGCUCAAGGAAAUCAGAUUGCCCUCUUAGACUCCCCCACAGCCCUAAGUAUGGAGGAAAAACUUCAGCAGAAUGAAGCAAGAGUUCAAGAAUUGACCAAGGAAUGGACAAACAAAUGGAAUGAAACACAAAAUAUAUUGAAAGAACAAACUCUAGCACUCAGGAAAGAAGGAAUUGGGGUUGUUUUGGAUUCUGAACUGCCGCAUCUGAUUGGCAUUGAUGAUGACCUUCUGAGUACUGGAAUCAUCUUAUAUCACUUAAAGGAAGGUCAGACAUAUGUUGGUAGAGAAGAUGCUUCAACAGAACAAGAUAUUGUUCUUCAUGGUCUUGACUUGGAGAGUGAACAUUGUAUCUUUGAAAAUGUUGGGGGAACUGUGACUCUUAUACCCCUGAGUGGGUCUCAAUGCUCCGUGAAUGGGGUUCAGAUCAUGGAGGCCACACAUCUAAAUCAAGGUGCCGUGAUACUCUUGGGAAGAACCAAUAUGUUCCGCUUUAACCACCCAAAGGAAGCAGCCAAACUCAGGGAGAAAAGGAAGAGUGGCCUUCUGUCUUCCUUCAGCCUGUCCAUGACUGACCUCUCGAAGUCUUGUGAGAACCUUUCCGCGGUCAUGCUAUAUAACCCUGGUCUUUUCCCUAUAAAAGGACCCAUCUGUCUAAGACUUGAAUUUGAGCGGCAACAGCGAGAAGAAUUAGAAAAAUUGGAAAGUAAAAGGAAACUCAUAGAAGAAAUGGAGGAAAAGCAAAAAUCCGAUAAAGCAGAACUGGAACGGAUGCAGCAAGAGGUUGAGACACAGCGCAAGGAGACAGAGAUCGUACAGCGCCAGAUCCGCAAGCGGGAGGAGAGUCUCCAGCGCCGCAGUUUCCACAUAGAGAGCAAGCUGAAGGACCUGCUCGCAGAAAAAGAAAAGUUUGAAGAAGAAAGGCUGAGGGAGCAGCAUGAAAUUGAGCUGCAGAAGAAGAAGCAAGAAGAAGAGAGCUUUCUCCGAGUUAAAGAAGAACUCCAGCGGCUCCAAGAACUCAACCACAAUGAGAAGGCCGAGAAGAUUCAGAUAUUUCAAGAACUGGACCUUCUCAAAAGGGAAAAGGAAGAGCAGUAUGCCAAACUCGAAUUGGAAAAAAAGAGACUGGAGGAGCAAGAAAAGGAGCAGGUCAUGCUUGUGGCCCAUCUGGAAGAGCAGCUUCGAGAGAAGCAGGAGAUGAUCCAUCUCCUCCGGCGUGGGGAAGUCCAGCGGGCAGAGGAGGAGAGGCGCGACCUGGAAGGCAUCAGGGAGUCCCUCCUGCGUGCCAAGGAGGCGCGGGUGGAGGGGGACGACAGUGGCGAGGAGUUAGAACGAGCACAGCUGCAUUUCCUAGAGUUUAAGAGAAGGCAGCUGAUCAAAUUAGCCAACUUGGAGAAGGAUCUGGUCGAGCAGAAGGACCUCCUGAAAAAGGAGGUCGAAGAAGAACAGGAAAUCCUGGAGCGUCUAAAGUCAGAAAACGAGGAAGAAUUCCAGUUGUUGGGAAAGAGUGAUGAGAGUGUCACAAAUGUUACCUUGGCGGCGCAAGAUUUAGAGAAAAUAAAGCCAGCGGAGUACAGGCUGCAGUAUAAAGAGCGCCAGCUCCAAUACCUCCUGCAGAAUCACUUGCCGACAUUGUUAGAAGAAAAGCAGAGGGCCUUUGAAAUCCUGGACAGAGGUCCUCUCAGCUUAGACAACACCCUGUAUCAAGUAGAGAAAGAAAUGGAAGAAAAAGAAGAACAACUUGCGCAGUACCAGGCCAAUGCAAGUCAGCUGCAGAAGCUCCAAGCCACCUUUGAAUUCACUGCCAACAUUGCACGUCAGGAAGAAAAAGUGAGGAAAAAGGAAAAGGAGAUUCUGGAAUCGCGGGAGAAGCAGCAGAGAGAGGCACUGGAGCGUGCCGUCGCCAGGCUGGAGAGGAGGCACUCCGCGCUGCAGCGGCGCUCUACCCUGGGCCUGGAGAUAGAGGAGCAGAGGCAGAAGCUGGCCUCUCUGAACAGCAGCAGCAGUGAGCAGUCAGGGCUGCGAGCCAGCCUGGAAGCUGAGCAGGAGGCCCUGGAGAAGGACCAGGAAAGGUUAGAACAUGAAAUUCAACAAUUGAAACAGAAGAUCUGUGAGGUUGAUAGUGUUUACACAGGACAUCAUGGAAGCUUGGAAGGGAAGGCUACUUCUUCCAGCUUGCCAUCCAGUGCUGAAAAAUCUCAUCUGUUCCCUCUGAUGGAUGCUAGGAUCAGUGCUUACAUUGAAGAGGAAGUUCAAAGGCGGCUUCAGGAUUUGCAUCGUGUGAUUGGCGAUGACACUAAUACAUCAGCAGAUGUGACAAAGGAUAAUGAGAAACUUCACAAUGGUACCAUUCAACGUAAGCUAAAAUAUGAGCGGAUGGUUUCUCGCUCUUUGGGAGCAAAUCCAGAUGAUCUGAAGGACCCAAUUAAAAUUAGUAUUCCACGCUACGUUCUCUGCGGGCAAGGAAAGGAUGAACACUUCGAGUUUGAGGUCAAGAUCACUGUCUUAGACGAGACAUGGACAGUAUUCAGGCGUUACAGUCGUUUUCGAGAAAUGCAUAAGACACUGAAGUUGAAGUAUGCAGAGCUUGCUUCCCUUGAAUUUCCUCCAAAGAAGCUGUUCGGAAACAAGGAUGAACGUGUGAUUGCUGAGAGGCGAAGUCACUUAGAGAAAUACCUCAAAGACUUUUUCAGUGUGAUGCUCCAAUCUGUGACGUCUCCCCUUCACAUCAACAAAGUGGGGCUGACCCUUUCAAAACACACCAUUUGUGAGUUCUCACCGUUCUUCAAGAAAGGAGUCUUUGACUACAGCAGCCAUGGGACAGGAUAGAGCUGGAGGUGACAGAAGAACUACCAAUGCAGUGCCUUCUCGUCGAAGUUGGCCUCUGAUACAAGACACACUCCCAGGCGAGGGUUGGGGUCUGCCCCCUCUUGCUGCAGGCCGACACAAGCAGCCUUCCAGGACCACCUCACCAGUUCAUACCUAGUGCCUGAGUUUGGGAUUGGGAUGCUUGGCUUGCUGAUGGCGACCUUAAUGGGCAACUCUUACUGUUCCAUUGCAGUUGAAUGUGGCCUUUUUCCCAUAGUGCUUCCUUCCUAUUGCACAGUGGCGUCUGUCCCCUGUGGCAAGAUGGAUGUGGCUGGAUUGUCUUGGGCUCGCUAAGCCAAGCCAACCUGGGACCUCCCAAAGUGGGAGACUUACCAGACCUCCCUUAAAUGACUUUCAUCUGGUUUCCUCACACCAGAAUGCACUCUUAUCUUGUAUAUCCCUUCCUUGCGGCUGGCUAUAUCCCAAGAAAAGCAUUAUAAAUUAUUUGAUUGUAUUUUUUUCUUUUCCUAUCCUUUGAAUCAGAACUUUGUAUAAUACCUAAAAACUGAUGUUUACACAGAAUUUCACAUUCUGCAAAAGGGAAUUUCUGUUCAAUCAUGACCGAAGUCCUCCAUGCUUGACAAAUUGGAUGUACAUAACAUCACGAAAACUUCUGUAAAUUCAUACAAAUAGAGUAUUUGUUUAAUUUUGAACAUUUAAGAAAAUUUUCCCAAAUAUAAAAGGCUACUGUACAUUCUCACGCUUUUACUGCUAAGCACAAAAUGGACAUAUAACUGAAUGCAUAUUUUUAAACAUUAUUUUAUUCACAUUUUUGUUAUGGAAUCUACUGGGCCUUUAGCUGAGGGGCCAGAAUUUACAGUAGUUUAGUAAUGAUCCCUUAAAUUACUCAGGACUUACUGUCGCAUUGCACAUCUAUCUAUAGUAAAGCUGCUUUGUUUUACUAAAUACAAAAAUAUGUGAAGUAUAUAUUGAAAUGUAUAUAAUUCUACCUAUAGAUUUAUAUAUAUAUACACACACAUCUGUAUAAUAGUUGUAUCAAAAUAUAUGAUCAUUCACACCAAAUUUAUUAAAGGUACUUGCUUUUUCAAAAUUUAAGUUCAGCUGUUAAUAUUAAAUGAACUUAUGGAAUCUACCCUGUAGCUCAGUUUAAUUUUGUGACAUUGUACCUACUGGUCUCUUUAAAAAUUUAUCUAAUGUGCUUGGAAAGAUACAUAAUGUAUAAUUCAGCAUUUGUGUUGACAAGAUGCAGUUAUAAUAAUGACUGAAGUCACAAAUGAAUGGGUAACAAAACCUGUUUGCAUUCACUUUCUAGAAUAUGCUUGCACAACAAAACCUGAAGCUGAAAAAUCCACUGAAAGAGGCAAUUAUCUUGAUAAGGGGUGGGAACUAUUUUCACACUAAUUAGAUAUCAUAGGUUUGCAUGAAAAAAAAAAAGAGGAUUUUUUUUUUCCCUUGUUUACUAUAGGAAGACUUGCUUCUAUCUACAGUUGUGAUUACAGUCAUAGAUUUAGGUGAAAUUACUACUGGAGAAUUUAGACCUAGAGAUUAAAGGAUAAAAACUGGGAAAUAUUGAUUAGCCAUAGGUCAUUUGCUUAAAAGGAAUCUAAGCGCUGUAGAUUGUCCCUUGUUUGCUGAAUAAACUAAAUGAUUUUCUUCAACUGAGCAGAAAAUGAAUCCCCUGCCCUUUUGCCUGUGAGAACAGACUCUUAGCAAGGGUCUCACUACACUCUCACAGUGCACAGUCAUAGUUGGCAGGGAUACACGUAUUUGUAAGAAGAGCAGGACUCCUAAGCUCCUUUGAUUCUAGUAUUCAUCUUAAGUAAUUCGUUUGGAGAUCACAUGCAGACCUGAGUCAUUUCACCUCCCUUAGGCUCAGUUCUUCACAUCUGAAAAUGAAGCCGUCGCAAGAAUGUCUCUAGAUUCCAUUCAAGCCCAAGGUUACGAGCGGAGGAAUAAGCCAUUUAAGUGGACCAGCCGUGGUCCUGGUGUGUGGGUGGGUGUCACCUUACCAACUCCUAGUUGUAUUCAAAGACAACUUGAUUUGAAUAAGACACAGACACGGGGAAGUGUUGAAAAGCCAAUGAAAUCUCAUCUAAACAAAUAAUAGAAUUCCUUUCUGGAAUGAAGAUGGCUGAUGGUGACAAAACUAGAACUUCACUUUGUUAAUUGGCAACAAUUCAAAGGAAUAAAAGAAACCUGGCAUGUACACAUUUUUUUGCUUUCAAGUGCAUCAAGUAACGAAGAGAUGCUCAUCUGAUCCCAUUUGAUACAGUUCAAGUUGAGGCACUAUCAACUUACAAAAUAUUCUGUAGGCAGGUGGACAACUUUAAAGAACUGAAACAAAAUUCUUGGGGUAACUUUAGCAUUCCCUCUUACAUCUUAUACAGGAAAGGAUGUGCUUCAAAAUUGCUUAAAAUCCCAGGUAGCCUAGGAACUUUCAGCCUGUCACCUUCAGGCAUUGCUUCUUCUGAAUUAGAAAGAUUCAGUCAACCCUAUGAUUGAUAUAGGCAUGUGACCAAGUUUUGUGCUGGCUCCCUGGUGACAGACAUUUAGAAGAUUCUCGGGCCCAUAAAGUGAAGAUGUUUUGGAGAUACUUGAACAGGGCAGUCUGGCCCCAGAACCACUUAUAGUUGAUUGCAGAAAGCCAGUCUGCUCAGUUUGGCUUCUGACAACCCACUCCAGGCUCAAGACAGGUUUGUUUUUUGUAGCCUGGGCAGAAGCUGUACAGCUUAAAGCAUCCAUGAACUGAAGUUUAACAGCUGCAGAGGGAAUGCAGGUAACAAUUCAAGCCUGACAUAGGCGAGAAUUUUCACCAAUGUUCUGCUUUCCCAACAGGAGUGUUGGAAAGAUGUUUUUAAAUACAAUCUCUUUACAGUUGCUUAAAAUGAUGUGUUUAGGUGUGGUGAGUUAAGUUCAACAUGUCUGCCACUCAAGGCCUUUGUUUCCCAUAAUCCUAUACACCUUCAGGUUCAGGUCAGCUUUUGUUACUGGAAAGAUCUGUUUGUUUGGUUUUUCUUCUUUUCAUUUUGAAUAAGGAAAUUUGAGUAAAAUAGCUCCCUGGUAUAGACAGCUGCUUCCAUUUUAAUUAUCAUGACAGGUGCUUUACAUUUGGGGAAAACUAAAGACCAUUAAUUUAUGAAAACUCAUUCUUGAGAAAUUAAACUUCCUUAAGGCAGGGUUCUUGCCAUGUUCAAGAAGAGGACUUUGUUAGUAAUAAAAAAAAAAAUUGUUUAGAGUGCCUGUUCUGAUAUGAAAAAAAAAAAAUGAUCUUGUGUUGUUUGAAUUUUGAAUUAUUUGUGGAAUUUUUCCACGCUUUUCCCAAGCAAAUAUGUACUUUUUCCUUCUUUUUCUAACAUAUAUUUCAAAUCGGUCAGCAGUACCUGGGAGUUAGUGAGGUCACAUUGGCUGGGCUGUUUCCUCAUAAUGCUUGUUUAUUUGGGAACCCAGUAGACUCCUGUUAUAUUUUAAAAUGAUGGGAGGAACAAAAAUGUUCACUGCAGUGAGGGGUUCGAGGAUCUGAGUUUGUCUUUAUUUCCUGCCAGUAGUAUCCUUGUACACUUCUGACUAUGAAAUUCUGGACAUUAACCUCCGGCACCGUCUCUUAAGAUUACCCUGUGCCAUUCUAGAAGGUUCUCCCUUGUCUGCAUCUCUUGCAAAAUGACUAAAUAUAAAAUAUCCUUCUUUGACUAUACUCAUUUUUUAUCCCUUUAUUUGAAAAGGA